AUGUCAACUCCACGCAGGUAUUCUCCAAAUAUAAUAGUUACAGGUACGCCAGGGUGUGGUAAGUCUUCGCACUCGCAGUGUCUUGUUGACCAACUUAACCAAACCUUGUUUCAAGAGGGUACUGUGUAUCAUUUCAAGCACUUCAAUAUUAGUGAGGUUGCAAAAGAGCGCGAUUGUAUUGAGUCUUAUGAUAAAAAAAGAGAUACCCAUGUGGUGAAUGAAGACAAGUUGCUUGACUCUUUAGAACCGGAUUUACGAUCAGGUGGUGUUAUUGUUGAUUGGCAUUGUUGUGACAUUUUCCCCGAAAGACUCAUUGACUUGGUAAUUGUGUUGAAGACAGACAAUUCCAAAUUAUAUGAUCGAUUACAGAAGCGUAAUUAUAAGGAAUCCAAAAUACAGGAGAAUUUGGACUGUGAAAUUAUGCAGGUGAUUUUAGGCGAAGCAAGAGAUGCAUAUAUUCCAGAGAUUGUUAUUGAAUUGGAGAGUGAUACUGCCGAACAGAUGGACGAGAAUGUGGAUAGGAUUACAAGCUGGGUCAAGAACUGGAUUCAAGAUCAUCCCAAGGGUGUGACUAACGAGUUAGAAGAUGGUGCUCAUAGUGAUAAAUCAGAAGAAGAAGAAAAAGGAGAAUAUUCCGACGAAAGUUUUGAUUCCGAUGAUGCCGAUGAAGAUGAAAGUGAGAGUGAAGAAGAUGAAGAAAACAAUUCAGAUGCAGCAUUCAAUACAGACAAUGAAGAUCCUGCAAAUGUAGAAGAUGGAUUAAAUGAUGAUGAAAAGACAACACUCGAACAAGAAGAGCAAGAUCAAGAGCAGGCAAGAGAAGAGGGAGAAGAAGCCACUAACGAAGAAAUGGAACACACUGAAGACAUUGCACAAUAG
Molecule: messenger RNA, 879 nt
Organism: Lodderomyces elongisporus
Lineage: Eukaryota; Fungi; Ascomycota; Pichiomycetes; Serinales; Debaryomycetaceae
Gene: HBR1
Product: nucleoside-triphosphatase
Exons: 1
Coding region: 1-879 (292 amino acids)
Cellular component (GO): cytoplasm; nucleus
Molecular function (GO): AMP kinase activity; ATP binding; ATP hydrolysis activity
Source: RefSeq, a predicted model, not a curated record